Vicugna pacos (alpaca) is the source of this 4630-nucleotide messenger RNA. It is a transcript of the gene TTC7A, whose product is annotated as tetratricopeptide repeat domain 7A. Gene Ontology annotation, molecular function: protein binding. The record is from RefSeq and is a predicted model, not a curated record. Gene Ontology annotation, biological process: protein localization to plasma membrane; phosphatidylinositol phosphate biosynthetic process. NCBI's taxonomy places the organism in Eukaryota, Metazoa, Chordata, Mammalia, Artiodactyla, Camelidae. Gene Ontology annotation, cellular component: plasma membrane.
UCGGCCGCACCUCCCAUGACAGCGCCCGCUCGAAGAUGGCUGCGAAGGGCGCGCACAGCUCCCACCUGAAGAUGGAGAGCGAGCUGGAGCGCUGCCGCGCCGAGGGCCACUGGGACCGCAUGCCCGAGUUGGUCCGGCACAUGCAGACGCUAGUAGUGCCCGGCGGCGGAAGCGGCCGGCGAGCCAGCCCGAACGCAGUGUUCACCUCCCUGGACACCGAUGACUUUGGGAAGUUGCUCCUGGCCGAGGCCCUCCUGGAGCAGUGUUUGAAGGAGAACCACGCCAAGACAAAAGACUCCAUCCCUUUGCUGGAUAAGAAUGAGCCGAAGAUGAAUGAAGCCAGAAACUACCUGAGCAGUAUCCUUAACCACGGGACGCUGCCGCCGCAGUACCUGUGUGAGGCCAUGCUGAUUCUGGGCAAGCUGCACUACGUGGAGGGCUCGUACCGAGAUGCCAUCAGCAUGUACGCGCGGGCCGGGAUUGAUGACAUGUCCAUGGAGAACAAGCCUCUGUAUCAGAUGCGGCUGCUGGCGGAGGCCUUUGUCAUCAAAGGCCUCUCCCUGGAACACCUACCCAACUCCAUCGCGUCCCGCCACCGCGUGACUGAGAGGGAGGAGGAGGUGAUCGCCUGUUUCGAGAGGGCCUCCUGGAUUGCUCAGGUGUUCCUGCAGGAAUUGGAGAAGAUCACAAGUAACAUCACAUCCCGGCACCUGAAAGGCUCCCACCCAGUGGACUAUGAGCUCACCUACUUCCUGGAAGCCGCCCUCCAGAGCGCUUAUGUGACAAACCUGAAGAAGGGGAACAUCGUAAAAGGCAUGAGAGAGCUCCGGGAGGUCCUGCGCUCUGUGGAGACCAAAGCAACUCAGAACUUCAAAGUGAUGGCGGCCAAGCACCUGGCAGGGGUCCUGCUGCACUCCCUGAGCGAGGAGUGCUACUGGAGCCCCCUGUCCCACCCGCUGCCCGAGUUCAUGAGCAAGGAAGAGAAUUCCUUCAUCACACAGGCCCUGCGGAAACCUCAUCUCUAUGAAGGAGACAACCUCUACUGCCCGAAAGACAACAUCGAGGAAGCCCUCCUGCUGCUGCUCAUCAGCGAGUCCAUGGCUACUCGGGAUGUGGUGCUGAGCCGGGCCCCGGAGCAGGAGGAGGACCGGGCAGUGAGCCUGCGGAACGCCGCGGCCAUCUACGACCUCCUGAGUAUCACGCUGGGCAGGAGGGGGCAGUACGUCAUGCUCUCCGAGUGCCUGGAACGAGCCAUGAAGUUUGCCUUUGGAGAAUUUCAUCUUUGGUACCAGGUGGCCCUCUCCAUGGUAGCUUGUGGGAAGUCAUCCUAUGCUGUGUCGCUGCUGCGGGAAUGUGUGAAGCUGCGGCCCUCUGACCCCACCGUGCCCCUGAUGGCUGCCAAGGUCUGCAUAGGGUCCCUGCACUGGCUGGAGGAGGCAGAGCGCUUUGCCAUGAUUGUCAUCCACCUCGGGGAGGAGGCCGGGGAGUUCCUCUCCAAGGGCUACCUGGCGCUGGGUCUCACCUACAGCCUGCAGGCCUCCGAUGCAACUCUGAAAUCCAAGCAAGACGAAUUGCACCGGAAAGCACUGCAGAUGCUGGAGAGAGCCCAGCAGCUGGCGCCUGGCGACCCCCAGGUCAUCCUCUACGUGUCCCUGCAGCUGGCCCUUGUCCGCCAGAUCUCCAGCGCCAUGGAGCAGCUGCAGGAGGCCCUGAAAGUGUGCAAGGAUGACGCCAACGCCCUUCACCUGCUGGCACUCCUCUUCUCUGCCCAGAAGCACUACCAGCAUGCCCUGGACGUCAUCAACAUGGCCAUCGCCGAGUAUCCAGAGAACUUCAACCUGAUGUUCACCAAAGUGAAGCUGGAGCAGGUACUGAAAGGCCCAGAGGAAGCCCUUGUGACCUGCAGACAGAUGCUGCGGCUGUGGCAGACCCUGUACAGCUUCUCCCAGCUGGGGGGCCUGGAAAAGGAUGGCAGCCUCGGCGACGGCCUCACACUGAAGAAGCAGAGUGGCAUGCACUUGACCCUCCCUGAUGCACACGACGCAGACUCCGGCUCUCGGCGGGCAUCGUCCAUUGCAGCGUCCCGGUUGGAGGAAGCCAUGUCAGAGCUGACCGUGCCCAGCUCGGUCCUGAAGCAGGGCCCCAUGCAGCUGUGGACCACGCUGGAACAGAUCUGGCUCCAGGCUGCCGAGCUGUUCAUUGAGCAGCAACACCUCAAGGAAGCGGGCUUCUGCAUCCAGGAGGCGGCAGGCCUCUUCCCCACCUCGCACUCGGUACUCUACAUGCGGGGCCGGCUGGCCGAGAUGAAGGGCAGCUUGGAGGAGGCCAAGCAGCUGUACAAGGAGGCGCUCACAGUGAACCCCGACGGCGUGCGCAUCAUGCACAGCCUGGGUCUGAUGCUGAGUCGGCUGGGCCAUAAGAGUCUGGCCCAGAAGGUGCUGCGGGACGCCGUGGAGAGGCAGAGCACCUGCCAUGAGGCGUGGCAGGGCCUGGGCGAGGUGCUGCAGGCCGAGGGCCAGAGCGAGGCCGCUGUCGACUGUUUCCUCACUGCCCUCGAGCUGGAGGCCAGCAGCCCAGUGCUGCCCUUCUCCAUCAUCCCCAGAGAGCUCUAAUCCUGCUCGUCAGUGGCUGGGAGGGAGGGAGGGAGCUGCCCAGCGUGGGUGGACAGGCAGGCAGCAAGUAGCGUGGGUCUGGGGAGGUGCAGGGCCUCAGGGAAAUACAUCUCUAGGGAACACUUCUACAGGCUGCAGCCCUAGUUCUCGCCUCCCCCACCCCGCCCCUGCUUCCCUCCAGGGCCAGCUGGGUCUAGGAGCUGCUCAGCUGGAGCUGGGUGGACCAGGUUUGCAUCAAAAACAAAUCCCUUGUUCCUUGGGACUCAGACAAGCAUCAUGGUAUUUGUGAGCAAGGAAGUAGCUGGGAGGCCACGUGGCCUCCCCAGUGUAUCUGUGCCUCAUCUAAAUGUGCAGUAAGGCUCUGAGCCCCUCUCGACCCCCACCCCUCCACCUAGAAGCCCCUGUACUGUACCUGUCACUCUCCCUCAACAUCCCAGACCCUAGAUUUCCUGGCUUUGCACAAGCUUUAGUCUAGAACCUCAGCUCUCUGCUCUCCCAUGAACGGCCCUUGGGCAGGGCCAAGAGGGUUCUCCUGGGUUCCUGCCUCAGCCCCUCAGGAGACAGUCUGCCUGAACCCUAAGUAACUUAGAGUCAUGGUGACUGGACUUGUUCCCCAAGAGCACUGGUGGGGGAGUCUCACAGCUGUUCUUCACCCCCUGCCCCAGGCCUCUGUCUUGGGGAGGCCCCGGGCCCUCGUCUCACACCUUACUCUCAGGUCAGGUCCAGGGCAGUCCUGGCUUGAAGAAUCUGCUGGCAAGUGGGAAGAGAGGGUAGACCUCUGGGUCCUUUCCCAGGUUUGGGGCCACAUGGCCUCCCAGCUAGCAUUGCCCCUCUUUGUGUGUUGAGGCCAGUUGGGCCCCACUCUGGUCUUCCCCUCUGUUGCCAAGUGCCUUUGGGGCCUCUGGUGUCUGGCCAGGGGCACUGAGCUCAGCCCUAAGCUUUCAGUUCUGCCCACCCGCAUCUCCCUGGAGACGUGCCCCACCCAGCAGCCUCCUGCGGCCCUAGGCCUUAGCCCCCAGGACUCAGGAUCCAAGCAUGGCUGCUGGACCAACCCAGCCUUUCUAAUGCUUUGCAUCAACACCUCAUUCCUAGAAACCUUACUUUUCUGGGAAAUGGGUACAAUGCCGAUCCCGCGGGGCGUUAUCAUGUGGAGAUGGGCAGUCUGUAAGAGUGGCCUUCAUACAUCUCACCACCCACAGCCCGUUUUCACCUCAGGCUUUCUUAGGUUACACAAGCACCGACUACCACUCUGGCAAUUGGCUUCCCCCUGUCUGGGGCCAAAUGGGGACUGUGAUUAGAGACCCAAGGAGGAGCGAAGCCUGGCCCCUCUGGUUGGGCAGGCCUUUGUGUACUGACAGCCUUCUCUGCAGGGGUGCUGGGGGGGUGUCUCCCCUGCUGGCUCCCCUAGCCUUGCUGCACGAUGCUUUCAGAAUUCUCCCGAGGAAGUCAGCCCCCACGGGCCUAUCAGGGAAGUCCUUUAUUAUCUGCACUCUGGGUUUUAGUUUUAAAGCUCUAUUUGGUACAUCUCUCAUUUGAAGGUGUGGGGAAAGGUCGGGCGAGGGCUGCCCUGGUUUGUCAGAGCCCCAUUUGUUCCUCGGAGGGGAGGAGCCAUUGGAGUCCCACCUGCUCCCAGCACUGGCUCAGCACUGCACAGCCCCAGUGCCUCCAGCGGGAGCCUGCACCUCCUGGCCUUCCCCUCCUGGCUGAGGGACAUUGCAAGGACAGCAGCUCCUUCACCUCCUGGUUAAAGGAUCCCUAUAUGUGUAUGUGUGUGUAUAAAUAUAUAUAUAAUAGAGAUCUAUUUUUUCUGGAAUUCUAUUAGAAAAAACUAAAUAAGAAAAAGCAAGUGCUGUUGGUUUACCUUGGGAUGGCCAAAGAUGUUAGUAGUCAGUCCUUGGUAAUAGGAAAAGGCAACAAAUGCAUUUUGAUUUGAAAUAUUCCAUAGAGGAAGCCUCUGAAGGUUUCUCACAGCUCGAAACAAAGGUCUUGAAUAAAGAGACCCUUGAAGGGAAAGUAGG